GAUUGUCGGGCGUGUGACGUCACUAGCCCGCGACUAGCACCAAGAGCAAAAUAAAAGCUAGUUUAGCUGAAACACUUAAACAAUCACGCGACAGAAAUGUCUUUAGGGCGACUUCUCCGUGACUUGAACAUUAAACGUGACACCGAGGACGUCAGCGUGGUUUCUGUUCUUCGUGAGAUCCGGGAACGCCUUGAGGACAUUAAUUGUGACCAUGUGAACAUCCUGAGGGUCACAGCUGAGGUGCUGAGGCUCAGCUCUCUGUCCUGGAUGUUCCCUGAGUUCAGCUCGUGUUUACGGAGCACUUAUGUGGACCUGGUGAUGUCCUGCACUCAGUACGCAGCUUUGCCUCUGUGUGACUCAGACAGUGGGACUUUAGCAGAGAGCAGAUACGAACAGAUCCCAGUCAAAGCCCUGGCUGUGGGGGAAACCCUCCUGGUGCUGAUCUCUCGGCUCACAGAGGCGGUGACAUGUGGAGCUUCAGGCUCAGAAUCUCUGGUUCACACACUCAGCCCUGUGCUGUGUGUCUUCUCCGUCACACACAUACAGAAGCACCCGUGGACUGAUGAGUUGUCCAGGAGAUGUGCUCUGGAUCUUCUACACCACACUGUCACAGCUGCUGGAAGCCUCUCAGUGCAGGAGCUGCUGUGUGGAAAUGAUGGAGCUUCAAACACUGGGAUCCUGGGAUCCAUCCUGGACUCGCUGCAGCCUGACAUGACCAAGGAAAACUGGAAGAGAAACGAAGCGAUGAAACACGUCUUCUCCUGGCUGCUGGUGCAGGUCGGCCGUCCCUGUUUAACCCGCUACUUGGACAAGGUCUUCCCUCCUUCUCUGCUCAUAUCGGACGACCACCGCACGGAGAACAAGGUCCUCGGAGUGCACUGCCUUCAUCACAUCGUCCUUCAUGUGCCUGCUGCUGAUUUGAGGCAGUUUAACCGAGCUCAGGUGCUCUACGACGCUCUCUACAAUCAUCUGUACACGUCUGAAGCGCCUCUCAUACAGGUGGUUUUACCAUGUCUUAUAGAUUUACUCUCGGUCCUCGAGAACCCUCUUAGCAUCUCAGGAUCACCCAGAACUCCAAACCGCCACGACAGUGUUCUCCGGCUCGUAUUAACACACAUGGAAAUGGAGCACAAACUUGCACUGCGCCGGAUCUACGCCAGCAACCUACCGAUGUUCAUCAAAAAGAUGGGGAUAGGCAUCGCUCGGCACCUGAAGAGGCUGGAGAGGGUGAUCGUGGGAUACCUGGAGGUCUCAGAUGGACCGGAAGAGAAAGCCAGGCUCAGCAUUCUGGAGGUGUUAGAGAGGACGAUACAGGUUGCCUGGCCGAGGAUGGAGUGCAGGCUGUCUCUACUAACCAGAAGCUUGCUCAGGUUCCUGGUGGACGUCUCUGCAGAGUCUCUGUCUCCUGAGAUCACAGAGGAGCUGUUGAAGCGAGCGUCACGCUGCCUCCUCCUGCUGGACCGAUGCUCACAGGGCAAACUCAGGGCGGAGCUGAACGAGGUGAACAGCAGCGGUGUGUGUGAGCGAGUGUUACGGUGCAUCCGGGAGGCGACGCAGGCCGAGUGUGUGUGAGCUGAAGCCAGAAGGAGCUCGAACCAAUACACAGCAAAAUCCUCGUCAUGACAUCAUUAACAUCAGGAGGUUGGUUUUAACGGACAGACGAGUGAACGCAGUGGGACGUCUCCCAAACGUCCUGUUUUUAUUUCCGAA
Messenger RNA from Tachysurus fulvidraco (yellow catfish), 1710 nucleotides. It is a transcript of the gene tti2, whose product is annotated as TELO2 interacting protein 2. The record is from RefSeq and is a predicted model, not a curated record. Gene Ontology annotation, cellular component: cytosol; nucleoplasm; centrosome. Lineage: Eukaryota; Metazoa; Chordata; Actinopteri; Siluriformes; Bagridae. The coding region runs from base 97 to 1572 and encodes 491 amino acids. The transcript has 7 exons.